CCAUCCGAGCGCCACCCGCCCGGCCCCGGCGGAGGGCCCCCCGGCCCCGGCAGGCAGCCGCCGCGGCAGGGCAGGCGCCCCGAGAUGAAGCCAGCCGGGAUGCUGCGGCAGGUCUCCGACUUUAGCGACUUCAGCCGAGGCCACUGGCUGCAGGAGCUGCUGUGCCAGGGAGAAGAGUCCAUCCAUGUCCAGUUCAGCCCCGAUGGGCAUCACCUUUUGGUCCAGCAGAAGAGCCGGACACCCCUUUUGCCCCGGCUUGUGGCCUUCCAGCGUCAUGGCAUCGGUGGAGCCAACUUGGAGAGGAACUGGCAGCCACCACAGCCAGCCCUUGUGGGACUGUUCUUCCUGCAGAGCCCUGUGACACCGGGCUCCUGGGUGCUGGCCAUUGUGUGGGAACACGGUCGGACCGAGGUCUGGCACUUUGUGGUGGCUGUGGGCUGGCAGCUGCUGCAGACUCUGGAGCUCUGCCAGGGUUCCCGGGCACGAAUCAUCUCUGUGUGCAGCCAGGGAGCCAGCCUGGUGUGGUGUGAGGAAAGGCCUCCCUUGGAUGCCCACUCGGACAUGAGCAAGUGUGCCUUCAGAUUCUGUGUCUGCACCCGGGCUCUGGAAGCAGGGGAGCAAGGCAUGCGUCUGGGCACCAUAAGGAUAGUCCUGCAUAACAGCCCUGAGUACCAGGUCCUGGCCUCCCCUCAGCACGUCUUCCUGGUGCCUACAGCUGCCAGCUCUGUCACCACCUCCAAGUUCCUCCUCAUCUGGCACCCUGAGGAGGCAAAUCUCACCAUCACAGCCCCUUCUUCAGGCUUUGUACACAGCAAAGUGUUGCGCUCCAGCAGCGACUCAGACUUCAAGAAGCUCCUCCUUGGCUCUGUGGGUCUUCUUUCAAGUUUAGCGCCUCUGGACAUUCAUACCUUUUCUGUGUCCAACAGUGGAGGUCUGCUGCUGGUGAGCACAAAAGGUGCUGUGAACAUGGUGGAGCCAGAUGGGACAAAGAGGCAUAUUUUUGACCUUGAGGGAGGAGCCCUGUCCCAAGGAAGUCCUGUGCAGGUGAAGACUUUUGGCAGCAUUCUUGCCUGUGUGCUGGCUGGGAUUUUGUACGUUGUUGACCAGAACAGUGGAAGGCUCAUAGAAAAGAAAAUCCUAAACAUGAAAACUGUGCAUUUCCUGGAGUCCCCAGGAGAGGAGAACAGCAUCCAGCUUCUGAGUCAAACUGGCAUCUACAGCUUUAGCUUCUCUAAACCCGAGGACAGCAGCAGACCUGAGCCUUGCCUGGUGGAGAUGGUAUUUGAGGAAGCCUGCAGAUACUACCAGAGGAGGAGCCUCAGCAGCUCCAAGCUGACUGUAGAGAAGUUGAAGAAAGGUGGUGUGUUUCAGGCUCCUGUGGCCCUUGCUGCCAUCUUGCAGCACAGCCUGUGCCAGAGGCAGAAACCAGCCCGAAGUCUCCAAGACACUUAUGCCAAGCUAUUGAGCACAAUGAGCCUGGAGCUACAGAGCUACAGGAGCCUGGAGCUCCUCAAGACCUGUGUGGUGUGCGCCCCAGAGAGUGAGGUGGAAAGCUACUGCGAGGAACUGGUGGAGCAGGAGGUCAGCCGCAUUUUGCACUCUGACAUAGACAAGGACAAUUUGGCCUACUUGAACUCAGUCUUUGCUUCCUUCCCCAAGGCUGCCUGGAAGGCCACAAGGAGCUGCCUGCAGCUGCAGCAGAAUAGGGAUGGCCUCUUGGUAGCCAGGGCUACCCCAGAGGUGUGGAAGAAGGUUCUGGGGGGGCCACAGCAAGAGGAGGUGGGUCAGAAUGGUGUGGUCCCUCUCUUUGAGCUCAUCUGCACCUCAUUCCUGAGGUUCAAACCCAAGUGGCUGCCCAGUUUUGUGGAGCUGACCCAGCAGUAUGUUAGCAUCUCUUGGGCUUUCAGCAGCAAGGAGGGCCCAGAGGGCCGGGUGCCACUGUACAAGAGAGCGCUGGGUGUGCUGGCCAGGCAGAACAAGCACAGUGAGGCAGAUGAUGAGAUGGAACUUGAACUGCUGCUCUGCAGUAAGAGGCCUAAGGCUGUACUGCAAGCUCUGCACCUUCUUAUCCGCCUGAAGCGGUGGCAGAGGGUGGUGGAGGUGGCAGAGAAGUUCUCCAGGCUCAGCCCCUUGCUUAACAAGGAGAUAUUCACCACACUGCUGGCAGAGUUUGCCCAGCACCGGGAGCUGGACCCUUAUCUGGACAUGUUGUGGCCAUUGUGCCCUGCUGAGCUCACCACCUCGGACAUCCUCACCAUGGUCCUGCAGCACCUCCCUCGCUCCCAGGGGGACCCAGUGCCCUUUUCCAGCGAGGGGAACCAGCUGACUAUAGGCUUGCUCAAGCCACUGCUGCAAAGGGUUGUGCAGCGUCCCUGUGUCCAGGAUGAGAUGUACUCAGAUGCUUUGCAGAGCCCCACCUUCCCCCCUCCCACCCCACCCCGAGACCACAAGAUCCCCUCAAAAGCAUCAGCCAGUGAUGCCCCUCAGACACCUAUGACAAGGACUUCCUCCCCCUCAGCACUGGUACAUGGUGACACUGUGUGAAGGUGGGGAGCACAACAGGAUCCCGAGCCUUGGGUGCAUGAAGAGGGGAAUGCCACGCCAUGCCAGGAAAUCCAGCCCUACCUGGCAGCAUGAAAGCCUGCUCUUUGCUGAAGCCUUCCUGUGGCAGCAUCUCAAAGUCUGUUGGGUGGCAGGGGUUGAGGGAUCUCAUCUGAAGCCAGGUCAGGCUUUCUGGCUUUUCUAGCAAGUGCAAUUGCAUGUGCCCCAGCGGAGGAGCAAAUGCCAGGUGCAUUUGCAGAUGAAGGCGCUGGCUGCACUACAGGACUACAGAACUGCUCCCUACCCACAGCGCUUUGGUUUUGGUUUGCUUUAUAAGUUCACUUCUACUUCCCUGUUUCAACAGGUUGGGUGGUACAUUCAUGCUCUGCCUGGUCAUGUUUCUUGCAUGGGGUCACUGAGUCCUGCUGCCCUGGGUUCACUCAGAUGCUAAAUGUCAGCGUGGCACAGCUCGAAGGCACUGGGGGUCCCAGCACACGUGCUGGCAGCUGCAGCAUUCUGUGUGCUGUCUUGCUGCAAUUCCUCUGGGAUCAAUCCUGUAGCUGUGACUGAUUGCAGCUACUUAGCUGAAGAGAGCAGCCUAAUUCCCUUAUCUCUCUAUCCCGGACGGUACCCAAGUUCUCUUCUGAGCUGAGAAGCUGGCAGCAGCCUGUGUGAACUUGAGGCUGGUCCUGCCUCUUCCUUUGUUUUGUGGAAGCUUAGAUUAUGCUGCAGGACACCCGGGCCCUCUGUUCCCAUCUCCUCUACCUUUGCCCUUUGCACACAAAGGGGCUUUUGUCAGGGUUGUCUGGCUCAUAUUGUGCCUUUGUUUCCAAAGUCAGUGUAAUUUGAGAGCAGUUGUGGAGGAAGAUCCAGGUUCCAGCUUCUUUCCAGUGCUCACUGCCUGGUCCCCUUCUCUGGGAGAGAGACCCUGGCUAUGGCUUUGCUCCUGCAUUGUUCAUGGUGUGUAGGAGCUGUCUCUUGUCUUGCUGGGCUGGCAUAGUCUGGCUGAGAUGGGAUGGGCUUGGGGAAAUUAACCUGCAUUAGUCCUCUUGAGCAUGGGGUUAAGCAUGGAAGACAGACUCCUUUGAAAAAUAAAGGUUCCUAAAGCAGUACUGGGGCAGUGAUGGAUGUUGUGAGGGUGCACGCUCUCAGGGGGUUGGCAGUUUCAUUUUGCUUCUGGUGAAAAAUACCCAAGCUCAAUUCACAUUGGUACUGCCAGCAUGCCUCACCACUGGACUCAGAGAUCCAGCCAUGCCCAUUCCCACCACCGCUCUCAGCCCCCUGAAGCUAUGGAGGCAGGACUCUGCACCAGCAGACAGGUGACCAUCCCAGAAGGGGCUAUCCCAGGCAGUGCACAGUGUGGCAAAGGCAAGCCUACACAUUGCUGGGAACAAGGAGACCCAUCUGGGGGCUUCUUGUUGGGAGCAUUGUGGCUGGGCCCAAGAUGAGGUUUGGGAAAGGAGAGUAUUUUAUCAAGUGCUGCAACUCAUCUUUCUUCCUGGCUAGAAAACCAGCAACAGGGACCAUCAGGAUGGCUCUGGCAGGGCCUUGCUGCCCUGGACACACAGUAGCAGAGCUGCUG
Molecule: messenger RNA, 4123 nt
Organism: Calypte anna (Anna's hummingbird)
Lineage: Eukaryota; Metazoa; Chordata; Aves; Apodiformes; Trochilidae
Gene: HPS6
Product: HPS6 biogenesis of lysosomal organelles complex 2 subunit 3
Exons: 2
Coding region: 85-2544 (819 amino acids)
Biological process (GO): lysosome localization; organelle organization; melanocyte differentiation
Cellular component (GO): lysosomal membrane; BLOC-2 complex
Source: RefSeq, a predicted model, not a curated record